CAGGCGGAAGAGUUCCUCGGUGAGCCUGUUUACCUGCGACACACACGGUCACACAUGUGGGGGAAGCUAUGGCUAGGAGAGAGAUGUGGAGCGUGCUGGAGGAGUGUGUGAAGACAAUAAAUUCAAACACAGCACAACCAGAGAACUUUCUGAGCCUCCAGGAUGGAGUGGCAGCAGACUUCACGUCUCUCACCAAGACUCUAUAUGACCUCCACAAAGCUGAGGAGCCUGCAGAUUAUAAAGGCAGCCUGUUGACACAGCUGGUGGUGGAAGACUUUGAUGAAGAGCAGAUCUGGCAGGAGCUGGAGCUGCAGAACAAUGCUGUGCUAAAACAUUUUAAAAGUGCCAUUGACGAGGCUUUGUCAGAUGAGACAUUAACAGUGCUGGAAGAGGAUGAGGAUGAGGAGGAGGAGGAAGAGGAUGGUGAUGAAGCAGAGGUAGAGACUGAUGAUGAAAAUAUUGAUGAGGAGGAAGACGAAGAAGAGGAGGAGCCACGCAGACAGUCUAAGAAAAUGACUGCAGAGGCUGAGGAUGGGCCAGAGGAUAACACAGAUGAGGACUCUGAUUUAGAUUUUGAUGUGGAUGCUCUGGAGAAGCGAGAGAAACAAAAGAAACACAUGAGAAUGAAAGGUUCCACAACAAAGUUUGUUCCCUCUGAGGUUGAUGAUAAGUUCUUCAAACUGUCAGAGAUGGAGUCUUUUCUUGAUGAUAUGGACAAGCGAGAGGGAAAGGAUGAUGAGGAUGAAGAUGGUGUAGACUAUUUUCAGGAUCUGCCCUCUGACGAAGAUGAUGAUCUUGACCUAGAUGAAAUCAUUUCUACGAAAAAACAAAAGAAAAAAACUGUGAAAAGUUCCAGGAAUCUCAAGUACAAGGACUUCUUUGAUGCUGUGGAUAGUGAACCAGCUAAAGCAGAUGACCAGUCAGAUGGUGAGGGUGACAGCAUGGAUGAAAGCCAGGAGGAAGGUGAAGAAGAAAUAGAUGACGAGGAUGAUUAUGACGGUGAAGAGGAGGGCGAUGAUGAGGACGAGGAGAGAGAUCAGUCCAAAGCAUCUCAGAAGAAAGUGACCUUUAACCUCUCUGGGGAUGAGGACAGCGAAGGAGAGGACAUGGAGGACAUUUUUGGAGGAAAAUCUCCAAGCUCAGCAAAGUCUGAAGCAAAGUCAUCAUUUGAGAAACGGCAAGAAAAGAUGUCACAGAAGAUCGAGGAGUUAGAGAAAGCAGCACUCACAGAGAAGCCGUGGCAGUUGUCUGGAGAGGUGACAGCACAGAGUCGUCCAGAGAACAGCAUGCUGGAGGAAGAUGUGGAGUUUGAGCAGGUGUCCAGGAUGGCCCCUGUUAUUACAGAAGAAACCACACUACAGCUUGAAGACAUCAUCAAACAGAGAAUCAAAGAUCAGGCAUUUGAUGAUGUCGUCCGCAAGGAGAAACCCAAAGAGGAGGUGUUUGAGUACAAGAAGAGGCUAACAUUGGACCAUGAGAAGAGUAAGCAGAGUCUAGCAGAAAUCUAUGAACAAGAAUACCUCAAGCAGACUCAGCAAAAGACCGUGGAGGAGGAGGAGAACCCAGCCCAUGUAGAAAUUCAGAAACUUAUGGACACACUCUUCCUAAAGUUGGAUGCCCUCUCCAACUUCCACUUCACACCUAAACCACCUGUUCCUGAGGUCAAAGUGGUUUCUAACUUACCAUCCAUUACAAUGGAGGAGGUGGCUCCAGUCAGCACUAGUGAUGCAACACUGCUCGCACCAGAAGAAGUCAAGGAGAAGACCAGAGCAGGAGAUCUGCUGGGUGAUACCGAGAAGACAUCAACAGACAAGAAGCGUGAGAGACGCCAAAAGAAGAAGGUGAAGCGUCUGAAGAUCAAGGAAAAAGAAAAGAGACAGAAGCUUAAAGAGGCCAAUAAAACUGGAGAGAACAAAAAGCUAUCAAAGGCUGAGGUCGCAGAAAACCUGAAGAAACUCACAAAAGGAGGCAAAGCCACGAUACUCAAGGAUGAGGGAAAGGACAAGGCUCUGCGCUCGUCUCAAGCCUUCUUCUCUCAGCUACAGGACCAGGUCAAAAGUCAAAUCAAAAGCCAAAAGGACCAGUCUUCAAAGAAAAAGAAGCACAAAGAGGUUUCUGUCAGCAAACUCAAAUUAUAAUAACUGUGAUUAACUGUGGUUUGUUGUGUCACCUUUUUAUUGUACAGAUUCUUUUUUAUGAGAAAGCAGAAAUAUAUUAAAUCUGAAAUCCUUGUCAAAUGUUUUCAUUUCCAUUAAAGUAAAUCAGGUGUGUUUGUUUGGUAAUGACAAUUUUCAGCUGUCAUAGUAAAUGUUCAUUCACGUGAAAGUACCAUAUGUCUGAAGACGCGGUGUUAUAACACCGGUGGCAUAUUUUUUCUUAUUAGAAACAGGUGACACAAAAAGGGUGUGUGGGCUGCUCAAUAACAGCCCUUUUUAGUGCCUAUAAAUUUAAUCAGCUGAGCAUCAAAUGUUCCAGUACUUACUUGAGAUCACCUGUGUGAAAUCAAGGUGUUUGAUGAGUGAUUUUAGUUUUGAAAUCAUUUCAUACUAACAAUAAGUUGUCAUUCCCCAAAAUUAAAGAUAUGAACAAAUACUACAA
Messenger RNA from Lates calcarifer (barramundi perch), 2598 nucleotides. It is a transcript of the gene mphosph10, whose product is annotated as M-phase phosphoprotein 10 (U3 small nucleolar ribonucleoprotein). Bases 69 to 2138 code for a protein of 689 amino acids. Lineage: Eukaryota; Metazoa; Chordata; Actinopteri; Centropomidae. Gene Ontology annotation, biological process: rRNA processing. The record is from RefSeq and is a predicted model, not a curated record. Gene Ontology annotation, cellular component: small-subunit processome; nucleus; sno(s)RNA-containing ribonucleoprotein complex. The transcript is spliced from 11 exons.